AUGGGGAGCGAAGUAUCUCCCAAAAAGCAAUUCACCGUUGCCAUUGUUGGUGGCGGCAUUGGAGGGCUUGCGCUGGCGAUCGGAUUGCUGCGUCGCAACGUCCCGGUGCAAAUCUAUGAAGCUGCCCCGGCCUUUCGCGAGACCGGGCUGGGCCUGUCAAUUGGACCUGCGGCGCAUCGCGCUUUGCCUCGGAUCGACCCCAAACUUCGAGUAACAUACGACUCGCUUGUUACGACAAACGCGGACAGCCCUGGAUUCGAGCGGUUUCGAGACACAUGGUUCGAGGUUGUUUGGGCGUCUGGGGACGAUGAGGGUGAGCUCAUGAUGGAUCUGAAAGCGUUGCCCUCUGGACAGACUACGUUGCGUCGGGCGGACUUCCUGGCGGCGUUGGUGGCUAUGAUCCCCGACAACACGGCACACUUCGACAAGAGAUUGGUCAGCCUCACAGAGAGAGCCGAUUCGGUGCAACUGUCCUUUGAAGAUGGGACAACUGUUGCUGCUGAUGUGGUUGUCGGAUGCGACGGGAUCAAAUCCAGGGUAAAGGAGUUUAUGCUUCCCGAAGAGGUGGAGCAGACGAGACCUCGGUACAGCGGCAUGUACUGUUAUCGCGCAGUUUUGGAGAUGCAAGAUGCAGUGACCGCAGUGGGCAACCACAGGGCUAGAGUCGCCACAUGGUACAUAGGGAGUGGAUGCUACGCGAUAACCUACCCCAUUAUGAACGGAAAGAAGUUGAACUUUGGUAUGUACAAGUUGGAUGAGGAGGCAUGGGACAGUGACGGUUGGGUUCGCCCUGGGACCAAGGAAGAUCUCGACAGCGACAUGGGCCACAUGGGUUCGUACGUCAACGCGCUGAUGAAGUACGUGUUGGAUACAUCACAGUGGGCAAUUUUCGAGCACCCCCCAGUUUCGAGCUACUGCCGAUCUCGAGUCGCGAUACUGGGGGAUGCAGCUCACGCCUCGACCCCUCACCAAGGCGCCGGCGCCGGCCAGGCCAUAGAGGACGCCCUCGUGCUCGCUGAACUCCUGGCUGACAAUGCGGUGGUCACUCCAGAGGAUGUUGUAGCGGCUUUCAGGGCAUACGACAGUGUCCGCAGACCGCGCAGCCAAAAGGUAGUCACGAGCAGCAAGGAAAACGCCGAUUUGCUGUGUCUUUGCCACGAAGGCAUCAGGGAUGAUGGGAACAAGCUCAGGCAGGCGUGGAAUGAGCGUUUCCAAUGGUUAUGGAACCUUGAUAUUGACGAGCAUAUCGGGAGUGGACGGGAUCACUUACACCGGCAUCUGCGGAAUGAAGGGGGGCAGUGGAGCUAG
Molecule: messenger RNA, 1308 nt
Organism: Purpureocillium lilacinum
Lineage: Eukaryota; Fungi; Ascomycota; Sordariomycetes; Hypocreales; Ophiocordycipitaceae
Biological process (GO): secondary metabolite biosynthetic process
Source: RefSeq, a predicted model, not a curated record